This is a messenger RNA of Acipenser ruthenus (sterlet), 5316 nucleotides long. RefSeq names its product glutamate receptor ionotropic, kainate 5-like. The record is from RefSeq and is a predicted model, not a curated record. Bases 78 to 3239 code for a protein of 1053 amino acids. Gene Ontology annotation, molecular function: transmitter-gated monoatomic ion channel activity involved in regulation of postsynaptic membrane potential; kainate selective glutamate receptor activity. The transcript has 19 exons. Gene Ontology annotation, cellular component: plasma membrane; postsynaptic membrane; presynaptic membrane. NCBI's taxonomy places the organism in Eukaryota, Metazoa, Chordata, Actinopteri, Acipenseriformes, Acipenseridae. Gene Ontology annotation, biological process: modulation of chemical synaptic transmission; monoatomic ion transport; synaptic transmission, glutamatergic.
CGCAAUGUCUCCUCCCGUGCUGCAGGUGGCGUCAGCGGGGCUGCAAACCGACCGUUCUCCAUGAGGAGGAGAAGAAGAUGCCGGCUCUGCCAGCACUGCUGCUGCUGUCGAUUCACUUCCUCUUCCUGUUUCUGACCAUGGUCCCGCCCCCUUACAGCCAAGGAGCCGUGCUGUCUUCACUGCGAAUGGCCGCUAUCCUUGAUGAUCAGACAGUGUGUGGUCGAGGGGAGAGGCUGGCUCUAGCUCUGGCUCGUGAGAAUAUUAACAGCAUCACCGAGGUCCCAGCGAAGGCAAGGGUGGAGGUGGAGAUAUUCGAGCUGCAGAGAGACUCCCAGUACGAGACCACUGACACCAUGUGUCAGAUCUUGCCGAAGGGUGUGGUCUCUGUGUUAGGCCCCGCCUCCAGCCCCGCCUCUGGUUCUACUGUCAGUCACAUCUGCGGGGAGAAAGAGGUCCCCCAUGUGAAGAUCGGUCCCGAGGAGACGCCCCGCCUGCCCUACCUGCGCUUUGCCUCGGUCAGCCUGUACCCCAGCAACGAGGACCUGAGCCUGGCCCUGAGAGCCAUCCUGAGCUUCUUCAGCUUCCCCUCCACCAGCCUGAUCUGCGCCAAGGCAGAGUGUCUCCUGCGCUUGGAGGAGCUGGUGCGGCACUUCCUGAUCUCGCGGGACACGCUGUCGAUCCGCAUGCUGGACGAGAGCCAGGACCCCACCCCCCUGCUGAAGGAGAUCCGGGACGACAAGAUCGGCACCAUCAUCAUCGACGCCAACGCCUCCGUGUCAUACCUCAUACUGAGGAAGGCUGCAGAGUUGGGGAUGACGUCAGCGUUCUACAAGUACAUCCUCACGACUAUGGAUUUCCCUCUGCUCCGGUUGGAUGAUAUAGUGGACGAGCAGUCUAACAUCCUGGGCUUCUCCAUGCUCAACACGACCCACCCGUUCUACGUGGAGUUCCUGAGGAGUCUCAACAUGUCCUGGAGAGAGAACUGCGAGAUGAGCCUGUACCCCGGGCCAGCGCUCUCCUCAGCUCUCAUGUUUGAUGCGGUGCACGUGGUAGUUAGUGCAGUGCGGGAGUUGAAUCGCAGUCAGGAGAUCGGGGUGAAGCCGCUGUCCUGCACCUCCCCUCAGAUCUGGCAGCACGGGACCAGCCUCAUGAACUACCUGAGGAUGGUGGAGUAUGAUGGGCUCACUGGUCGCGUGGAGUUCAACAGUAAAGGCCAGAGAACCAACUACACCCUCCGAAUCCUGGAGAAGCACCGCGGGGGUCACAAAGAGAUUGGUAUCUGGUAUUCUAACAACACGCUAGCGAUGAACGCCACGACGCUGGAUAUCAACGUGUCAGAAACCCUGACCAACAAAACGCUGAUCAUCACCACCAUAUUGGAGAACCCGUACGUGAUGCGCAAGUCGAACUACCAGGAGCUGCAGGGGAACGGUCGGUACGAGGGGUUCUGCGUGGACAUGCUGAAGGAGCUCGCCGACAUCCUCAAGUUCAAGUUUCGCAUCAAGCUGGUGGACGACGGGCUGUACGGGGCGCCAGAACCCAACGGGUCCUGGACCGGCAUGGUGGGGGAGCUGAUCAACCGGAAAGCUGACCUGGCGGUGGCUGGUUUCACCAUCACAGCGGAGCGAGAGAAAGUGAUCGACUUCUCCAAACCCUUCAUGACCCUGGGGAUCAGCAUCCUGUACAGAAUGCACAUGGGUCGGAAGCCGGGGUACUUCUCGUUCCUCGAUCCUUUCUCUCCAGCGGUCUGGCUCUUCAUGCUGCUGGCAUACCUGGCUGUGAGCUGCGUGCUGUUCCUGGCAGCCAGACUCAGCCCCUACGAGUGGUACAACCCUCACCCCUGUCUGCAAGACCGACGGGACAUUUUGGAAAACCAGUACACACUGGGAAACAGCCUGUGGUUCCCAGUGGGGGGAUUCAUGCAGCAGGGUUCCGAGAUCAUGCCGAGGGCCCUGUCAACACGCUGCGUCAGCGGGGUCUGGUGGGCCUUCACUCUGAUCAUCAUCUCCUCGUACACGGCUAACCUCGCUGCCUUCCUCACCGUGCAGCGCAUGGAGGUUCCCAUCGAGUCGGCUGACGACCUGGCGGACCAAACCAACAUCGAGUACGGGACCAUCCACGGGGGGAGCACCAUGACCUUCUUCCAGAACUCGCGGUACCAGACGUACCAGCGCAUGUGGAACUACAUGCAAUCGAAGCAGCCCAGCGUGUUUGUGAAGAGCACUGAGGAGGGCAUCGCCCGCGUGGUCAACUCCAAGUACGCCUUCCUGCUGGAGAGCACCAUGAACGAGUACCACCGCUGGCUCAACUGCAACCUCACCCAGAUCGGGGGGCUGCUGGACACCAAGGGCUACGGCAUCGGCAUGCCCCUGGGCUCCCCGUUCCGUGACGAUAUCACCCUGGCGAUCCUGCAGCUGCAGGAGAACAACCGUCUGGACAUCCUGAAGAGGAAGUGGUGGGAGGGAGGCAAGUGUCCCAAAGAGGAGGACCACCGGGCAAAGGGGCUGGGGAUGGAGAAUAUCGGAGGGAUCUUCGUGGUUCUGAUCUGCGGGCUGAUCAUCGCGGUCUUCGUCGCUGUCAUGGAGUUCGUGUGGUCGACGCGGCGCACGGCAGAAUCAGACGAGGUACGAGACAGCCAGCAAACCCACAAACACAAACCCAGAGCAAGCAGAAUCUCGGUGUGUCAGGAGAUGCUCAGUGAGUUCCAGAACGCGGUCUCCUGUAAGAAGACGUCUCGUUCCCGGAGGAGACGCCCCUUCCCCCGCCGCGGCCGGCUCUCCCUCUCCACCCCGAAGCCCCUCCGCCUGGUCCGGGAGAUGCGACUGAGCAACGGCAAGCUCUACUCGGGGGCCGGGCCCCUGACCGGGGGGGGCCACACCUCCUGCUCCUCCUCCAACACCCUGGGGGCCGCGGCGGCGGGGGGCCCCUCGGAGCUGGGCCCGGGGCCCCAGAGACUCCUGGAAGACCCCCGGAGCGCCAACACCACCCCCCCGCCCCCCCCACCGCCUCACCCCCCUCCCCCGCAGCUACAAACCCCCAGGAGCUGCACCCACAUCCGGAUCUGCCCGGAGUGUCGGAGGAUACAGAGCCUUCGAGCAGCGAGGGGGACCGGCUCCUGCACCCUGCCCCUCCCCCUGCCCCUCCCGCUGCCCCGCCUCUCCCUCCCGCCCCCUCGCCCCGCCUCCUCCACCUCCGGCAGCGAGGAGAGCGCCAGGCAGGCUGCCAGCGAGCAGGACUGAGAGAAGGAGGGAGAGAGCGCAGAGACUGGAGCAGGAACUCAAACACGUGCAAACCACGGAGGCAAGCCGGGCAGGCUAGAUGCGGCACGCAGAGGGAUUCCGGGCUUCAAGGCUUGAAGUGUGCCGGGGCCCCGCGGACUUCUGGGGCUUCGGAGGGGUUUCGUUCCAAGUUUUAAGAAGGGUGUAGGGUGGCAGCCCUAACGCGGGGUUUGGAAAUAUCUUAAUAUUAUAAUAUUCCUGUCGUUCGUUGUAUUUCUUUUUUUUCUGUUGCAAAGGGAGAGAGGGGAGGGGAGGGAGGGGGAGGGGGGGUGACACUAAUUUCAUAAUUGUAUGUUUUUUUUUUCAGCUAUGGUGUUAUAAAUACCCAGACAAUUCACAGUGUUCAUGAUAUUGUGAAGGGAUUUGAUUGUUAUCAUUUUUAUAUAUGAUGAUGAUGAUGAUGAUGAUGACGAUGAUGAUGAAGAUGAGUGAUUAAUUGAUUAUUAUUAUUAUUAGGAUUAUAGGGUCAUUACCCUGAUUUGUGUUGCCAUUACAUUUAGAGCUAUGAGUUGAAAGGUGGUGAGGUCGCCUGUUUGAAACACUUAAAGAAAUUGAAUCAAGGCGCUGAUGAAGGUUUCCAUUCGGAAUCUUUCUCAGCGUCUCGGAUCCACUUUGUGUCACAGCCGUCGAUAGUGACUGAACAGGAAGGCACUGAGAGACGGGGCCCCUAGCGGAAACGCUUCUCGCUGGGUUUAUUAACUUCCUUUUAAGAUUUCUGUUGAAGACACUGAGAGAGACUUCCAGCCGCCAACGCGUCCGUUUUCAGAUGAUCUUUUGUUUUAUUUUUUGGUUUGUUUCUUUUUCAUUUGAUUUCAAUUCAUUGAUUUUUAUUAUAUAUAUUUUUUUCAUGUCAAAUUCUGUCCAGCAGGUGGUGGUGCAGACUUCAAUUUAUGACAACAAAAAAAUGAAUAAAAGGAUUAUUAUUAUUAUUAUUAUUAUUAUUAUUAUUAUUAUUAUUAUUUUAUAUCUUUUUUAACUUGUUUUUUGUAUCGGAUGGUUUGUAUUUUUUAUAUUAUUUUAAUUGUAUUAUCAUUUUUAAUAUCAUUUUUUUUUAAUUUCAUUCAUUAUUUUAUUUAUAUAUAUAUAUAAACAAUUGAAAACGGAAAACGGUUGUGUAGCAAAAGGUGAAAAAAAAUCGAAAAGAUAAAGGUAAUGCAGGUUCACAAAAAUGUGAAGAAUUGAUACAAAACAAAAUCAAUAACAUCAGGACUCCCAAGUCCCCCCUCCAGCUUUAAAAAACAGCUUGCAGUGUUCUGGCUGUCAUGUCCAAUUGUGACCAGCAGGUGGUGCUCUAGACACCCGAAAGCGUGCGUGUAGCGCUAGCGGCGAGUCCUGCGCGUUUCAAUCUCAUUAGGCAGUGACUGGCUUCACAGUUUAUCACGUUGCAUUGUACUCUGAGUCUUCUGUGCUGGUUUAGAAUGAAGAAAAAAGAAAAGAAAGGACUUCUGCUUCCAGAACUGUUUAUUUUAUUAUUGUGAUUAGCCCUCCAUCCAUUAUCUGUGACCGCUUAAUCCUAUAGAGGGUCGCGGUGAGCCGGAGCCUGACCCGACAGACACAGGGGCGCAAGGCGGGACCACACCCUGGACGGGACGCCAGUCCAUCGCAGGGCAGCUAAGGGGCAAUUUAGAGAGGCCAGUCCACCUAGCCAGCAUGGACUGUGGGAGGAAACCCACGCGAACACGGGGAGAACAUGCAAACUCCACACAGACAGACCCCUGAGGUCUGAAUCGCACCCAGGACCCUGGAGCUGUGAGGCAGCAGCGCUAACCACUGCGCCACCGUGCCUCCCUUCAUUGGGAUUAUGAUCAUUAAUAUUAUCAUUACAGAACCGCGCACCAUAGGCUUUUUCUAGAUGACAGAAUCGCUGUGAACGAUAAACAGACCCUGAAAAACACAAACGCACUGUCUCUUAUAAGACUGAGGUACUGGGAGACACAGCGACUGGGAAUGACAUACUGGGAGACACAGAGACUGGGAAUGACAUACUGGGAGACACAGCGACUGGGAAUGACAUACUGGGAGACACAGAGACUGGGAA